CUGAGUUUUUACUCGUUUCUCCGACUCUCUGAAUGUUUAUGAUGUGAUGUACGUUUGAUUUCGCUAGAGUUUUAGUGGUUUUGUUUUGAUGUUUAUUGCUGUCUCUAGGUUUCUUGGGUUUCUCUGUUUGACUUGUUUCGUUUUUCUAGCGAUUCUUGGGCUUUUCCUCUAUUUUGUGUUUCACGGCUAGUUCAUUUUCAUCUUCGUAUACUAUAGCUUUCUUGAGUAUUUCUUUUCCUUUAUUUUUAUUUAUUUUUUUUUUUUUCAUUUUGAGGAGCGUUAGGUUUAUGUCUUCUGAGAAAAAAAUGACGUAAUUCAUUAUUUUUAUCUGGGUUCGCUUUUCUUUCUGUUCUUUGGUUUGGAGAUGUUAUUGUAGGUGAUCUGGUUUAUUAUUUGAUUUAUAUUUUUGAUAGGCCGAUUUAUUAUUUGAUUUAUAUGCCUCUCGAGUGUUAUAUGCCUCUCGGGUGAAAACGCGUUCUGUCAUAUUUUUACUCAAUUUUCGAUUAUACCAUGUGGUUUUUUGGGCGUUGUUUCGGGCUUCUGUGGUAAUUUGCUAUAGUUUCAUCUCCCUUUGAUGUUAAUUUUGUCAGAGAUGUCUCUGCUUGGAAAGAAAGGUUUCAAAAUUUGAUUCGUUGGUUAAUUUAUCUUCUAAUUUAGUCUGUGGUAUCUGUUUUGGGCUUUUUCGGAUUGCGUGCUUAAUAAUGUUGAUAGCAGGGUAAUCACUGCACGCCAAAUGUCUUUUGAUCUCAACGAAAAACAUUUGUCAAUUUUUCGGUUUUGUUCCAAGAAGUCGGGGAGGCUAUUGGAUUUGCGGAAGAUCUUUUUUUGGGAUUGGACGUGACAAUUUUCAGUUUUCUUUUUGUGGAUAGCUCCAUUCUCAUUGCAUUCUAAGAAAGUUAAGAAAUUGUUUCUGUGAAAGCGGCACUUGGUUGGGUCUUUGCGUUGAAUUAAUUGAUGGGGAGAACGCCACGCCGGCAGCCAGGGUAUCAUUUUGAUCCUACUGAUGUUCAGCUGGUUGUUUUUUAUCUAAAGAGGAAAGUUAAGAAGAGAAGGUUCCAUCCUCGAGAAAUUGCAGAGGUUAACAUCUACGAGUGUGCCCCAUGGAAUCUUAAAGAAAAAUCCAUUUCGAGAAGUGGUGAUCUGAAAUGGUACUUCUUUUGCCCAGUUGAGAAAAAAUAUGCAAAUGGGCCUAGAGUGAAUCGCUCAACUGAAUUUGGGUACUGGAAAAGCACCGGAAAGUGUAAAGAUGUUUGUCACAAUGAAGUGUUGGUGGGCUCAAGAAGAACAAUGGUUUUUCACAGACAAAGUGAAGAACAAAGGGAACGAACAAAUUGGGUUAUGCGUGAGUACAGUCUUAACUAUGAGAAUCUGGCUAUGGAAGAUGAUGUUCCGAACACAUAUGUGCUUUGUAAGAUUUUCCAGAAGAAGGGCAAAGGGCCAAAAAAUGGUGCCCGAUAUGUAGCACCAUUUAAAGAAGAAGAUUGGAGUGAUUGGAGUGAUGUUGAGGAGGCUGACUGUGCAGAAGAUGUUACCUUGGCUGGCAGGUCUACCACAAGUUUUAUGCUGCCUAAUAACACUAUCAGUUCAGCUGCUAUUGGCACCACAUCAUUGGUUGGCGCGAUAUCUGAGUCAUGUCUAUCUGAAACUGUGCCAUCACGGUGUGAGGGGAUCAUUUCAGAUGUUCCCCAUAAUAAUGUCUCGACAGUGCGUGCUGAUAAUGAGGAUGAGAAUUCAAUGCUUGCUCACCACCUCGCUGAGGACAACACUGUGAUUUCGUGUGGAGAUGAGAAUCUCAGUCGUGAUGAAAUUGAUCAUGACGAUGAUCCUUUUUUCCAUGAGUUGAUAAACAUGAUCAAUUGGGACCAGGACGAGACUGCUGGACUGAGUGUAGAUGGAUGCAAUGUUCAGGAAGCCAGUGUUCAUCAGGAGGAUCGUAUUUACAUGAUGGAUCUAGACUCACCACUGGAUAGCUGAUGGGUAGAAAAAAAAAAAAGGAUCAGCCACUAAUUAAUACCUUUUUUCUUCAAUACUUACACCCAUGAAAUUAUACCACAAAAAUACUUGUAAGAUAGUGUGUGUUUAUUAUUUGUGAUUGAUAUACGGUGGAAUCAUUUUUGUUGAAACUCCCGAAUUUUGGUGGCAUUGAUAUGGGAUCGAUUUUAUCAUCCCAUUAAUGCCCUGCAUGCGAGCUUGUAUGUACUUUGUGAUUCUGUUGCUAAUUGAUGUUUCUAAUAACUGCUCUAAGUCCACGAGGGCAAUGUUAGAAAAAUUUUUAUGAGAA
This is a messenger RNA of Carya illinoinensis, 2281 nucleotides long. RefSeq names its product NAC domain-containing protein 82-like. NCBI's taxonomy places the organism in Eukaryota, Viridiplantae, Streptophyta, Magnoliopsida, Fagales, Juglandaceae. The record is from RefSeq and is a predicted model, not a curated record. Gene Ontology annotation, molecular function: DNA binding. Gene Ontology annotation, biological process: regulation of DNA-templated transcription. The transcript is spliced from 5 exons. The coding region runs from base 955 to 1974 and encodes 339 amino acids.